UGCCGCCUCACCCGGUCAGACUGCCCCCAUAUCUAGCUACCAAAACCUAGCACCGUUAAGCCAGCAUGCCCCUCGCUCGCAGUCUGUCUGUGACCUCUCUCCCCGGGCUGGAGGACUGGGAUGAGGAGUUUGACUUGGAGGAUGCUGUUCUUUUUGAGAUUGCAUGGGAGGUGGCUAACAAAGUGGGAGGGAUCUAUACUGUGAUCCAGACCAAAGCCCGUCUCACUUCCGAAGAAUGGGGGGAAAACUACUUCCUUGUUGGGCCCUACAUGGAGAGUAAUGUCAGAACUCAAGUGGAGCUCAUUGAACCUACCAACCCUGCUCUGAGGAGGACCAUAGACAAGAUGAACUCCAGUGGAUGCAAGGUAUACUUUGGGCGCUGGCUGAUCGAGGGGAGCCCUUAUGUGGUGUUGAUCGAUGUGGGCUUCACAGCUUGGUCGCUGGACCGCUGGAAGAGCGAGCUGUGGGAGAACUGCGGAAUCGGGGUGCCCUGGUUUGACCGCGAGGCCAACGACGCUGUGCUCUUUGGCUUCCUGACAGCCUGGCUGCUGGGGGAGUACGCGGCUCAGUGUGAGGAGCCUCCCCACAUCCUGGCCCACUUCCACGAGUGGCUGGCAGGGCUGGGCCUGGUGCUGUGCCGGCAGAGACGGCUCCCUGUAGCCACCAUCUUUACCACACACGCCACCCUGCUGGGCCGCUACUUAUGCGCUGGCAAUGUGGACUUCUACAACAACCUCAGUAAUUUCAAUGUGGACAAGGAGGCAGGGGACAGACAGAUCUACCACAGGUACUGCCUGGAGAGAGCUGCUGCUCGCUGUGCCCAUGUCUUCACCACUGUCUCCCAGAUCACCGCCAUUGAGGCUGAACACCUGCUCAAGAGGAAACCAGAUGUUGUCACUCCCAAUGGUCUGAAUGUAAAGAAGUUCUCUGCCAUGCAUGAGUUCCAGAACCUACACGCCCAGAGCAAGGCACGCAUACAGGAGUUUAUCCGGGGACACUUCUAUGGGCACCUGGAUUUUAACCUAGACAAGUGUGUGUUCCUCUUCAUCGCUGGGAGAUAUGAAUUCUCUAACAAAGGAGCUGAUAUCUUCCUGGAAGCUCUGGCACGACUGAACUACCUCCUGAGGGUGAACCACAGCGAGGUGACAGUAAUAGCGUUCUUCAUCAUGCCUGCCAGAACAAACAACUUCAAUGUAGAAACACUGAAAGGACAAGCCGUCAGGAAGCAACUCUGGGACACAGCCCAGACUGUGAAAGAGAAGUUUGGAAAGAAGCUGUAUGAAUCUCUACUUACGGGCCACUUACCAGAUGUUUCAAAGAUGCUGGACAAAGAGGACUUCACCAUGAUGAAGAGAGCCAUAUUUGCCACCCAGAGGCAGUGCCAGCCCCCAAUCUGUACUCACAACAUGCUGGAGGACAGCAGUGACCCCAUCCUCAACUGUCUCCGCAGAAUAGGCCUCUUCAACGGCUCCUCAGACAGGGUCAAGGUGAUCUUCCACCCUGAGUUUCUUUCCUCCACCUCCCCGCUCCUUCCAAUGGACUAUGAGGAGUUUGUGAGAGGAUGCCAUCUUGGGGUUUUCCCCUCUUACUAUGAACCCUGGGGAUACACUCCAGCGGAGUGCACUGUGAUGGGGAUUCCCUCUGUCUCUACCAACCUCUCAGGCUUUGGUUGCUUCAUGGAAGAACACAUUGCUGACCCCUCUGCUUAUGGCAUCUACAUCCUGGACCGGCGGUACCGCAGUGUGGACGAGUCGUGUAACCAGCUCACCUCCUACCUGUUCCAGUUCUGCCAGCAGAGCCGGCGCCAGCGUAUUAUCCAGAGAAACCGCACUGAGAGACUGAGUGACCUGCUGGACUGGAGAUACCUGGGCCGAUAUUAUGUUUCAGCUCGUCACAUGUCACUGGCAAAAGCUUUCCCAGAUGCCUACUUCUAUGAGCCUCAGGAGCCAACUUCUAAACAGGGCUUCCGUUACCCCCGGCCGGCAUCCGUGCCACCCUCGCCUGCCCUCUCCCGCCACUCCUCCCCACACCACAGUGAAGCCGAAGAUGAGGAUGAGGAGAGGUAUGAUGAAGACCUGGAGGCCGAGAAAGACCGUCUCAACAUUCGCCAGCCCUUCUCCCUCCAGAUUCGAAACAAGACCUCUCUGCCGUAUGUGGCCCCCACAUCUAAUGGCAACAGCACUCCUAGCUCUACGGCCUCACCCCCGAGCUCCGUCACAUCCCCCCCGAGCUCCGUCACCAGUGAGAAGAACUGAACCCACAUCACUGUUCCCACACAUACAGGGAGAGGCGGACCCAUACAUACACACACAGACGCCUCAUAUGUACAAAUGACACUGCAUAUACACAUCAGCUGCAAAUUUGACAGAAAGACACAGACAUAUACACACACAGAAAUGUCUGCAUACACUCCAGAUGUACACACCAGGAAAGUCAUACGCGUUUUACAUUGAAGAAAAAACAAACACAGCCAGCCACAUUCAGUAUGAAAUAUUUGAUACAAAGAAGUAGACAGACACAAAUACUCCUAGACAGAUAGCCAUUGGGAUGGAGGAAAGGCAGAAAGCAAAGAAAGAGAAAAAGGUUCAGUUGAGACUAGAGAAAAGUUAUGUCCAGGAGGAGAGAUUCUGAUACCACUGUAGCUUCAGAGAGAUUCAGUCCUCAUAAAUACUGUAUUCUAUAUAUAUAUAUAUACACACCACUAAAGGAAACUAUGUUCAUGCACAUAGUCAACUCAGAAAGAUGUACACUAUACAAAAUUACACAGAGAUCACAAUAUAAUUUUCUGUAAUCUUUAUAUUUGUCUUCCAAAUCCCAUUUAUUUUUGCAUAUAUUUUUGGUACACCUUCCUGCCUUUCAAUAGAAUUUCUGGCACUGCAAACACUGUCCUGCACACAGUCUGAGAGUGAGGAGGUAUUGUUGCUAACAUAAACAGAUAGAGCACUUCGUAUGGAAAGAGAUAGGUAACUUGACAGAUGGCCACAACUUUUAGCCUUACUACUAUAAUAUAUACUCCUGAACACCUGAACACUGUCUUCUGUUGUACCUUAUCCACAGCUGUCAUUUAGACUGUGUUCUCCAUUGUGUUUUGAUCUUAGUGUGUUUCCUAGGGCUGUGCUUAUUAAUAUUGGAAUGUCUAUAUUUCAGUUUGUUUGUUAGUAUUCUUUUCUCAUGGAAGUGUGUGGAUUAAAGCCAGGGUAUUUCUUUCAAUCAUUUACUCACUGCACUGUGAUUGGUCCAGCCAUUCCAUAUGGUACCUGUGAGCCAAUCAUAGUUUUUGUUGGAGUAAUAUUUUUCCCCACUUAAGGACUGAGGGAGAAGAAAUACACAACCAAUAAAGCAGUGUUACAGAAAGCAUUACCUUACAGUUAAUACAUAAUUAGAGAGAAUAUGACACACUGUGUACAAUAAAA
This is a messenger RNA of Megalops cyprinoides (Indo-Pacific tarpon), 3413 nucleotides long. Its product is annotated as glycogen [starch] synthase, muscle-like. The transcript is spliced from 16 exons. The record is from RefSeq and is a predicted model, not a curated record. Gene Ontology annotation, biological process: glycogen biosynthetic process. Lineage: Eukaryota; Metazoa; Chordata; Actinopteri; Elopiformes; Megalopidae. Gene Ontology annotation, cellular component: cytoplasm. Bases 66 to 2255 code for a protein of 729 amino acids. Gene Ontology annotation, molecular function: alpha-1,4-glucan glucosyltransferase (UDP-glucose donor) activity.